This is a messenger RNA of Suillus fuscotomentosus, 1034 nucleotides long. RefSeq lists its product as uncharacterized. Lineage: Eukaryota; Fungi; Basidiomycota; Agaricomycetes; Boletales; Suillaceae. The record is from RefSeq and is a predicted model, not a curated record. Bases 141 to 956 code for a protein of 271 amino acids. Gene Ontology annotation, cellular component: cytosol. The transcript has 7 exons. Gene Ontology annotation, molecular function: oxidoreductase activity.
AAAUUCCGGCCCGUGACAUGUCAUAAAGCUUGAGAUCUAUUGCUUCUUCGUGCAUCUCUUGCAUUCGACGAGCAGAUACUAUCCCCGCAGAGCAUCCGUUCACCCAGCAAGUUUAUUAAAUCCAAUUUCUUACUUGAAACAUGACCGUCUUCAACGCAUCUCGCCUUCUUGGCAAGACAGUCCUUAUCACGGGAGCAAGUUCUGGUAUCGGAGCGGCUACCGCCCUCUUGUUUGCCAAGGGAGGCUCCAACGUCAUACUUACCGCUCGACGAGCAGAUGCGCUACAGAAAGUUGCAGAUGAAUGCACUGCUGCCCACAAAGCAGCUGGCCUGCAACAUGGCGGCAAAUUCUUCACUAUACAAAUCGACGUUUCGGACAGAAAUCAAAUCAAUGGCCUCCUAGAAAGGAUACCUGUCGAUCUCCGCGAAAUAGACAUCCUCGUCAAUAAUGCUGGAUACGUCGUGGGAGUGGACAGAGUUGGCGACCUGUCUCUGGAUAACGUGGAGGGCAUGUUCGCAACCAAUGUGUUUGGCUUGAUCGCCAUGACCCAGUUGUUCAUCAAGGACUUCAAGAAGAGGAAGACUGGACAUGUUAUUAACCUUGGUUCGAUCGCUGGCAGGGAAGCUUAUGUUGGGGGCAGCAUCUACUGUGCGACAAAACAUGCUGUUAGUGCAUUUACGGGCUCUCUCAUGAAGGAGCUUGUCGACACUCCCAUUCGUGUCACCGAAAUUCAACCAGGUAUGGUGGAGACCGAGUUUUCUCUCAUCCGUUAUAAAGGCGACCACUCCGCAGCAGACAAAGUCUACGAGGGACUUCAGCCUCUGGUGGCUGAGGACAUUGCAGAAGAGAUAGUCUGGGCUGCAUCGCGCCCUCCACAUGUCAAUCUCGCUGAAGUCUUCGUGCUCCCAGUGAACCAAGCCAGUGCCACCCUCAGUUACAGGGCGCCGAAGCUGUAAUAUCCCAGUUCUGAUUUGAUACUCGAAGUCAUUGUAACAUAGACAUUCCCUACAAGCCGAUAGAAGCGAACGACAAUG